This is a messenger RNA of Lycium barbarum (goji berry), 2027 nucleotides long. RefSeq names its product phosphatidylglycerophosphate phosphatase PTPMT1-like. Lineage: Eukaryota; Viridiplantae; Streptophyta; Magnoliopsida; Solanales; Solanaceae. The transcript has 6 exons. Bases 707 to 1732 code for a protein of 341 amino acids. The record is from RefSeq and is a predicted model, not a curated record. Gene Ontology annotation, biological process: protein dephosphorylation. Gene Ontology annotation, molecular function: phosphatidylinositol-4,5-bisphosphate 5-phosphatase activity; protein tyrosine/serine/threonine phosphatase activity.
UUUUAUAUUUAAAAAGUUUGAAAUAUCGUGUCACACGGGGAACAAUCUGAAUUCUCAAGUAGAGUAUCAUCUAGGGUUCUUAAAUUCCAAGUUAUCUCAAUUCCGAUCCAAUUACUUUUUACAAAUCAAAUCUCUCAACCAUCUAGACAAGAUCUUGACCGUCUGAUUGAUACCUUUUUCUUUGAAUAUGGUUGAAAUUUGCAAACCCUACAUCAAUUUCAAUCAAAGUUCAAAUUUUUAUUGCAAUUUUAGCGUUUCUGAUCCUUUUGGCAGAUAGUUUUACCUAAAUUCAAGAAAAGGGUUGAUUUGUUUGUGUGUUGAUUUUGAAGAUAGUCAGGAGUGUGAUAUUGGGGUUUAUGUUUUCUGUUUGAAUUAUAGGUCAAAGUUUGUGUUUUUUUUUUGUCAGUAAGUUGUGUAAAAUCUUUUUAUUUUUUAUUUUCUUGUAGUAAGUGGGGUUUGAAUCUUGGUUUUUCCUCUUUUUUGUGAUCAGUGGGUUGUGUAAAAACUUCUUGUUUUAUUUCCUUUAGUGAGUGGGUUGUGAAUCUUGUUUUUCCCUCUUUUGUUGUGAUCAGCGGGUUGUAUAGAUUUUUUUAUUUUUUUUUAAUUUUCUUUAGUAAGUGGGGUGUGAAUCUUGAUUUUUCUCUCUUUUUUGUGAUCAGUCGGUUGGAUAGAUUUUUUUAUUUUUUUUAAUCUUCCAAGUAUUAUCAUGUAUAUAGAGGAAGAGAAGGGAGGAGAGUUGGAGACUAGGGAGGAGGAGGAGGUGGUGGGUGGAGUGGUAGAGAAGGCAGAGCAAGUGACUACUGAUGGUAAGGUGUUGUGUACUAGUGGAAAGAAUUCUAUUGUUGUGGAUGUAAGGAGGGUCAUGGUUGGAGUUGGUGCUCGGGCCUUGUUUUAUCCGACACUUCUGUAUAAUGUUGUUAGGAACAAGAUUCAGGUGGAGUUUCGCUGGUGGGACUGGAUUGAUGAGUUUGUGUUAUUAGGUGCUGUCCCUUUCCAAUCUGAUGUGAAAAGGCUAAGGGAGCUUGGUGUCUCCGGUGUUGUCACCCUUAAUGAGCCAUAUGAGACUUUAGUUCCAACUUCUUUAUAUGAGGCUCAUGGUAUUCGUCAUUUGGUUCUCCCCACAAGAGAUUACUUAUUUGCCCCAUCACUGAACAAUAUAUGUCAAGCAGUAGAGUUCAUCCAUGAAAACGCUUCCAAUGGACAAAGUACAUACGUGCACUGCAAGGCUGGUCGAGGACGUAGCACGACCAUUGUCUUAUGCUACUUGGUUAAGUACAAGCAGAUGACACCAAAUGAUGCAUAUAACUAUGUGAAGUCGAUUCGUCCAAGGGUGCUUUUGGCCUCUACCCAGCGACAGGCUGUCGAAGAAUUCUACCAUCUUAUGGUGAAAAAGACAUACAGUUCAAACCCGUUAACUAGUCUGAUCUCACGGAGCUCAAAGUUCUUGGCUAGACGGAAUUUGUUAGCCUUCGAUGAUGGUGCUGUAGUUGUGAUAACCGAAGCAGAUCUAGAUGGAUAUGAUUCGAGCGUUGACUCUAGGGUGGCUGGAUCUGAGAUUUGGGCUGAUUUGAAUUUGAUUUACAGGGUUCGAGUUGCUGGUGGGGCAGCCUUAGCAAGACUAUCAUGUAUGUGGCUUCGCUGCCACACCGACCAGAAGAUUCCGAACCAGAAGCUGAAUGCAGAAAGCAAGCAGCUGGAAAGUUUUACUGUAGAUAUACAUGUGUUCUCUUAAGUUAAAAGUUGUACAUAUUUUCUUCAGUAUAUAAAGAUGCUACAAGGCGCCUACUGUUUCAGCUUUUUCUCUACCAAAAACCUUGACGUUCUCAAUGCAAAUAUGAGAUAUAUCUCAAGUUUCAAAUGAGAAGUUUAAGAGUGUAUGUAUAUAUAGCUUUAUGCAAAGUUUGAACUUUCAUGAUGUAGCUUACCACCUGUUAGAAUAUUUUGUGGUUCCUUAACGGGGAAUUUGCUACUAGAUCAUGUAUAGAUAUGCCUAAGGUUUGCAUAUAAAUUCUUGGUCUGUUUAUUCA